UGUUGUAGAUCUGACAAUGGAAUAUAUAUUUAUAUAUUUAAUGUUCACUCCCUCCAGGAAAUGUCAGACAUUUUUUUCUAUAGAUAAAAUGAACCAUUUAUAGCCGAGGUAAACAACAAAUCACCUCCACAUCAUGGAACCGACACAAUGUUUAAGGAACUCGAGUUGGUAGAGCGGCGGACAGUGAAGCUGGUAGGGGGUGAGGGUGUUCCAGUACGAUCCGUGAUGGAAGAACUUCUUCUACACUGAAAUUACACCACAGUGGAAUCAAGGAGAUUAGCAUUUCUGGAACAAGAACGGAAUGCACGACACCGGCUACAGGUCAGCAGUGUCCACGGCUACACUGGAUCACAAGGUACAUGCGACACGUUGGUUUUAAUGCGGAGUAAGUUGCUGAUCGAGAAUCAUGAAAUCGUUGACAAAUUCACGCGCAUAGGAGAUGGAAUGGGCAAGGCUGCACUUUACCAGGCGUACUACAACAACGGAACGGUUUCCAUGGAACUCUUCUUUGUAAAUACACUGAGGUCAUGGGUGAUAGGAAGACAUGGAAAGGAAAUACAGAUAGCCAUGCACCUUGAGAGUAAUUCCAGAGACCCACAGGAGAAUACUGAUGGAAUUCAUAUUCUCGUCGGGUCUUCUGAGCUUUCCGGCUUACAGUGGGAGUUGGAUCCAGACCUGCAGUUCCGAUGUGAAACAGAGAGAAAUACAUCAAGAAACAAGCGGGCUUUUUGGCUCAUAAGUCUGGGUAUAACAGCGCUUGUUACCACUGUCACUACAACUGUUACCCAAGGAGUUGCUCAACAGAAAGGAUGUUUAUUUUAUCCAUCUGUCUGUGAAAUGAUAGAUGAAAUCACAGGAAGUCUGAGUCCAAAAUCAAAAAAGCUGCGUUCGGAAUUAAAAAGGGAAAUGGAAGAAAUCGGCUGGACAAAUCUGUCAUCACAACUCGAGUCAACACAGACAAAUUACAGACGUUUGAUAUUUUUAAUGAACAAGUUAAAUAAAAUGACAGAUAUUUCAAACUUUACUGAAUUAUCUGAAUUUUACCCGAACACUUUCCUUACACAUUACCAAGAAUGGCUUCAAGAUACAUCGAUAGCUUAUGUGAUGGGAUUAUUUGAAUCUGGUUUUGAAUUUCUGAUUCUCUUUAAUUUGAUGGUGUCAACAGUUACACAAACGACUGCAAUGAUUUUAAGUGGUUUAGUUUUUGUUCUCGGCAUAGUGACUUCUGAGUCUGUAUUACUCAAUCAGAUAACAGAAGAAAGGAAUGUUCGAGACAAGCUCAGACAAAACAAAAUUAGUCUAGAGCAUGCUAUAGAUGUAAUGGAAAAGAAUAAAAGACAAAUCGAACUUUUCAAGUUAAAGUAUAUAGAACAGAUUGUGAACCCAUUGCAAUCAUUAGUUGCUCCCUUUCAAAAAGAAUUUCCAUCAUUACACCUUUAUUUGCAAAACCUGAACAACACUAAGAACAUAAAAUACAGAUAUACGCGUGAUAUUAAUUCACACCUGCAAAAGUUAAUAUCAUUCAUUGAAAGGGACUUGGAGAGAGCAGACAGUAUUAUAAGGCAAUAUGAACUUUUCAAUGCGACAUUGAAUGUGCUCAAAAAUGAUAUCGCUGACAAAAAACAACCCAUCAACAUAAUCACAAAGAUUCAUGAUAUCUACCAUAACACCAGUUUACCUACAAUAUUUAAUUCGACGUUUGAUUUGCUUCAAUACAUAGCUGUUAACCUGACAACCAACGUAAGUAGCUGUUAUUGGGGAAUCCGAAUGGAUCUGAUAAGGAGUGGAGUGUUGGGCAGGAAUACUUACACUUCUGUUCCGUUGUGUUGGUCUCCAGAGCUUGGAGAACAUGAGCGAACUAUCCGAACCAACGUCAUACAGACAAUCGCUCCUUGUAGAAUCUUCCGACAGUUGGAAGGUGAAAUAUUUAACAGUAUGUCCAAACUGAUAAAAUUUAUUGCCGAUUUUAUUCUACCAAACAAGGACUGUUAUUGGGGGUAUGACCUUGUCUACAUACGAAACGCUAGUCGACCACUACCUGUUCUUGAAAGCAUGCAACUACAUUAUAAAACCUUUCUAUAUAUAGAUGUAGCUAUGCAUUUCAAUGUCAGUACAUCUAAAGUAUUCCAAGAGAUGUGUGAAAGUUAUGGUAUUUGUAAACAAAUGUGGCAAAAAUUUGUAUUCUGCUCUGUACGUCCGGUUCCAGGGAAUAACAUCCAUAUAUGUGUUGAAGAAGUGGCUUCAGACUGCAGAAAUAUGACAAGUGUCUAUGUUAAGGAUUCGUCUUGCUAAAAACAGUUUUUUGGAAAAACGGCCAAUAUAUGGACUAUACGCAUCAUCAUCAACUUUCAUAUGGUACCCACUUAUAUGUCUUUUUUAACUUACUAAACAUAUUUUAUAAUUUACAAUGUUUAAAUGAUGUAGAAUAAGUUAUUACAAUGUACUUUUAUUAAUAUUUUCAUUUUGUUUUAUUUUAAACAUGUACGUAACCAAUUAUUCAUCUGUAUUAUAUGUCAUUGAAAUAAAUUAUGUGAAUAGCUUCCAUAUUGAUUCAUUCAUAUCAAAAAGACUUUGAGAAAUGAAAUGAAGCGGCAUACAAUUACACAGACUGGAUUGGAAAUGUUAAUAUGGUGAUUUCCGUAUUUACGUAGAAUCAACGUUAAUAAAAUGAUGUGUAAUAACCUGGAAAACUUAUUGUCCAUUCGUAAUGAAGGAAGAUGAUUAACGAUUGCUCACACAGAUACACGCUUACAAUCUUGAUAAUUUUUCAAUAAAAUU
This is a messenger RNA of Mizuhopecten yessoensis (Yesso scallop), 2778 nucleotides long. RefSeq lists its product as uncharacterized. The coding region runs from base 379 to 2292 and encodes 637 amino acids. The record is from RefSeq and is a predicted model, not a curated record. NCBI's taxonomy places the organism in Eukaryota, Metazoa, Mollusca, Bivalvia, Pectinida, Pectinidae. The transcript is spliced from 8 exons.